Molecule: messenger RNA, 2466 nt
Organism: Aspergillus mulundensis
Lineage: Eukaryota; Fungi; Ascomycota; Eurotiomycetes; Eurotiales; Aspergillaceae
Product: DUF3723 domain-containing protein
Exons: 4
Coding region: 1-2466 (821 amino acids)
Source: RefSeq, a predicted model, not a curated record
AUGGAUCAAACGAUGCUAACUCCCACAGAGUUCCAGUUAGCUCAGGAGAGGAGUUUGAAAUACCUAGGUACCGCGAAAGUAUUCAUCAACCAGAUUGUUCCACACCCAUCCAUAUCCCGGGAGCUAGAUCCUAAAAACGUGGAACGGCUGAGUGAGGUCUUCUCUCAUGACGGUUGUCGACGGUUGGAUAUUCGAAACCAUGUCGUAGCGGUUGUGUCACGACAGCAUUUGGCUGUGGCGCUCCAAACAGCGGGAGUAACGGCUCGAAGCUUAAAGACUAGCCCGCCAGAUCGAUACCCUCUCCUUGAAUUCCCAGUGGGCCAGAUACAGUGCCUUCACGGCCAGCAUCGUUUGGAGGCUGCAAAAGAACAGCUCCCACCUGCUGAACAAUGGUGGGCGGUUGAUCUCUAUCUCGAUGAUAUUAGUGCCAGCCUAUUAACGGCCCUUGUGGACGAGUAUUCGAAUGAAAAGAUUCCGAGUGACGGAGAGGUGUAUCUUAAAGUUCGCCAGUACCAAUAUGAAGGGAAUGCGCAUUUCGAGAACCGAUGGAUGGCACGUCUCUCGCCAAACAAAGUCAAACGAUUCAAGCAGCUUUCUUCACGAACCACAGGAAUGAAAUUCGGUUCGCUCCCUAGAGUUCUCGCAACAAGCUGUAACGAGGAAAUCGUUCAUGGGUUAAGUUCAUUGUUGGAGGAGUGGUCGCAUUACUUAAGUUACGAUCGUGAGAAGAUGAUGAAGCUAGACCCGCAGACCGUCGCCAGGCUGCAAGGCAAGGCUCCUGGAGUCUCUUCACGAGAUGCGACAGAAGUGGAAGGCCUAGUUCUUAGUGGCGCAGUGUGUCAAAAUUUCACCUCCUCUGAGCGCAAGGAGAUCUGGAAGAGACUCAAAAAGAGGAAAACGAUCAUUCCCUCAUUAGAUCAUUUUUUCCAAAAUAUGUGGUACCUUGAGGCAUGCGCAAACUGCAUGAAGCGGCUGGUGGUCCCUAGUAAGGAUCACCCUUCCAUCAAGAUUGCCCUCAUGCACAUUUUCCAGCCGGAUCGUGGCAAUCAGUACUGCACUAUCCAAACCUCAGAGAUCGAUUUCCGGCAGCAACCGGGCACUCAAACCGACCGGGCAGAGUUAGGGUAUCGGCAACUUUGGCUCUACGCCAUGCGUCACUAUCCAAAGAUGCCCAGACCAUCCGGGAGUGAUGACUUACUGGCCAAGCCAGAUUGUGAGAAGGCUGACGAUAUGGUUCUACAUGGCUUGGCUAUGCUCGCACAGCGACUCGGGUUUAACUCCCCACCUAUUCAGCAACUAGCCGAGCAGUCACCCGAUCGCCAGAUGGCACGCGACGUCCUGCUAAAAGCCCGGCAGCCAGGGUUUUAUCGUUACGAUCGUGAGAAUUUCGAAUCUCUUAUGACUCGAAUCUGUGAUUGUUUUUCUGAGGCGAUUCCUCUCGACCAGCAGUCCUCUCAUGAGCUGAUCAGGAACCGAGAACCUAAGCCCAAGGCGCGACGUGACCUUCCACACCGUAAGGACCAGAAGCGGGAUUCUCCGUUCCUCUUUCUCGACAAUUUGAACAGCAACAAUCUGCAUCUUGGCGGCAAAGUAACAACUUUGUUCGUAAGACAAUGUGUUUAUUUUGCCUUCUUUGGUCGCCUGCCAGACUCGCCACCAGUCAGGCCUGUGGGGAGCCCGUCCCUAGGCGAUUCGCGCCCCGGCUCGCCACUCUUUAUUCCCCAGGGUGGCUCGGACUUGGAAAACGUUCCAGCCGUAUCUCCUAACCAGGGAAGGAAUAGGGGCCGGGCUCAUAAGCACAAUUCUCACGAGGCUGUACGCAAAGAACGACGAGAGCGAAAGCGGAGGAAGGAGCGUCGGCGGCAAAAAGAGCGACGGGAGCGACGGGAGCUGCGAGCUGCAAGUCGAUCGGAGGCCACUGAAGAUCAGAUUCCGGUAGUCCCGGAACCCACUGAUCUCAAUAUGGAAGAUGCUCAGUCUGAUGCCCAAAGUGCAGAUGUGUUCUCGCUUGAGAGUCACGAAGAGUUAAUGGUUGACAACAUAGAAGAGAAUUACAACCCUGAGGCGGAAGAAUCAGAUCGCUUCCAGAGGGACUUCUACCGCGCUUCAACGGUCACUCACAUAGAAAUCGACGAGCUCUCGGAGGCAGCUUCUCAUUGGGGCGAUCGAACUCUCCCAGACGGAGCGGAAGAGCCAUUCACCAGGGAGGCUCAAUCUCCGACGGCGAAUGAUGAUCGUAGAGAGUUAGAGCGAGAGCUCGAGUUAACGCUCGACCAUAUGAGUAGGGAAGCGGGGGAGCGGGCGGCGCAGGGAGACUCCGGGGCGGACAACACCCUCACCACUGAAUCUACUCCGAAAAUAGCGCCAAGCGGCCCAGACGAACCGGCCAGCCGAAGGCAGGGAGAUAGGGCCAAAAGGUCCUACAAAUGCGGCAGAGAUCGCGCAGGCAAGCAAGGAAAGAGGUAA